CGCGCUGCCACCCCCGGCCCCGCCCGCGCCCCUCCCCGUCCCGCCCAGGGGCGGCCUCCGGGGCACCGGCUGCGAGCGGAGCGGCACCGGCACCGGGACGGAGCGGCCGGGCCGCAGAACAAUAGCGGCGCUGGGAACAAUGGAGCGGCCGCCGCUCCCCGCCUAGCGAUGCGGCCGAGGGCAGAGAUCGCAGCCCGGGAGUAGCGCAGGAACCGCGGCCAGCGCAGGAUCCGCGGCCCGGGCGUUCUCCCCCCCGGGCAGAGUGGCUGCCUUGCCUUUCCUGACCCCGCCGUGUCCCCCCAGCCCCGCUCCCCCCAUGCCCGCCCGGCCCCGCCAUGGAGCUCAGCACGGGGGGCGCGGUGCCCUGCGGGAAGGACAAAUUCAUCUCCAGGAAUGAGCUGCUCCUGCACCUCAAGACCUACAACAUCUACUACGAGGGGCAGAACCUGCAGCUGCGGCACCGGGAGGAGGAAGGGGAGCUGAUCGUGGAGGGGCUGCUGAACAUCUCGUGGGGGCUGCGCCGCCCCAUCCGCCUGCAGAUGCAGGACGACAACCAGCGCAUCCGCCCGCCGCCCUCCUCCUCCUCCUGGCACUCGGGCUGCAACCUGGGCGCCCACGGGUCCGUGCUGAAGCCCAGCACCCUGCCGGACAUCCAGGUGACAGAUGUGGACACGGCCACCGGCACGGAGAAUCCCGGGAAUGGCACAGCCCCCAGGGCAGAGGAGGCCCCGCAGCUGAUGAGGACCCGCAGCGACGUCGGCGUCCGGCCCCGCGGCAGCGCCCGCACGGCCGGCGAGCAGCGGCGGCUGCGGCGGCACCGCUUCUCCAUCAACGGGCACUUCUACAACCACAAGACCUCGGUGUUCACGCCCGCCUACGGCUCCGUCACCAACGUGCGCAUCAACAGCACCAUGACCACGCCCCAGGUGCUCAAACUGCUGCUCAACAAGUUCAAGAUCGAGAACUCAGCAGAGGAGUUUGCUCUGUACAUGGUGCACACGAGCGGAGAGAAGCAGCGGCUGCGCGGCAGCGAUUUCCCGCUGCUGGCCCGGGUGCUGCAGGGCCCCUGCGAGCAGGUGUCCAAGGUGUUCCUCAUGGAGAAGGACCAGGUGGAGGAGGUCACCUACGACGUCGCCCAGUACAUCAAAUUCGAGAUGCCCAUCCUCAGGAGCUUCAUCCAGAAGCUGGAGGAAGAGGAGGACCGGGAAGUGAAGAAGCUGAAGCACAAGUACUCCAUCCUGCGGCUGAUGAUCGAGCAGAGGCUGGAGGAGAUCUGCGAGGGCCCCACGGCCAUGUGAGCAUCCCUGGGAUGUGCUGCUCCAACCCCCAGCCCCAAAACGCUCCUGGACGGCCCCAAACCCCCCUCCCAAAAUCUCCAUCCCUCAAAAUCCUCGGGGGGCUCCGAGGCUCUGCCUCCCUGGGGCAGCUCCAGCCAAAACCUCAAAUCUGGGGAAAAAAAAGGCAAAAAAAUAAAAUAGAAAAUAGAGGAAAUCUGUGAGCAGCACCAAGGUGGGGCUGCCAGAAUUGCAGAGCUGGGAUUUUGGGGGGCUCGGGUUGGAAAUGCCCAAUUCUGGAAAAUACAGGGGAAAAAAAUUUAAAAAAGAGAAAAAAGAGGAGAAUUCCAGAGCUGGAAUUUUGGGAGGCUCGGGUUGGAAAUGCCCAAUUCUGGAAAACACAGGGGAAAAAAAACAAGGAAAAAAAAGAGAAAAAGGAGGAAAUCUGUGAGCAGCACCAAGCUGGGGCUGCCAGAAUUCCAGAGCUGGGAUUUUGGGGGGCUCGGGUUGAAAAUUCCCAAUUCUGGAAAAUACAGGGGAAAAAAAUACAAAAAAAAAAGAGAAAAAAGAGGAGAAUUCCAGAGCUGGAAUUUUGGGGGGGCUCAAGUUGGAAAUUCCCAAUUCUGGAAAAUACAGGGGAAAAAAAUUUUUAAAAAAGAGAAAAAAGAGGAGAAUUCCAGAGCUGGAAUUUUGGGGGGCUCAGGUUGAAAAUGCCCAAUUCUGGAAAAUACAGGGGAAAAAAAAUUUAAAAAAGAGAAAAAAGAGGAGAAUUCCAGAGCUGGAAUUUUGGGGGGCACAGAUUGGAAAUGCCCAAUUCUGGAAAAUACAGGGAAAAAAAAAAAAAUUAAAAAAGAGAAAAAAGAGGAGAAUUCCAGAGCUGGAAUUUUGGGGGGGCUCAGGUUGGAAAUGCCCAAUUCUGGAAAAUACAGGGGAAAAAAAUUUAAAAAAGAGAAAAAAGAGGAGAAUUCCAGAGCUGGAAUUUUGGGGGGGCUCAAGUUGGAAAUUCCCAAUUCUGGAAAAUACAGGGAAAAAAAAAAAAUUAAAAAAGAGAAAAAGGAGGAGAAUUCCAGAGCUGGAAUUUUGGGGGGGCUCAAGUUGGAAAUGCCCAAUUCUGGAAAAUACAGGGGAAAAAAAUUUUAAAAAGAGAAACAAGAGGAGAAUUCCAGAGCUGGAAUUUUGGGGGGCUCAGGUUGAAAAUGCCCAACGUGGCUCCCCAUGAGGGUCCUGCUGCUCAGCAGCAACAGAGCACAAAAAAUUCCUCUUUUUUUUAAUGAGAAAAGCACAUUCCUGCCCUAUCACCGCAAUAAUUCCCAGGUGUGGGGAGGAUUUAUAAACCCCGAGGGUUGGCUGAGGUUUUGGGGGGUUUAACCCCGACCUGGGGGCUCGUGGGUGCAUUUCCAGCCCAGGAGAAAAUCCCAAUUUUCCCCCCAAAGCUGCAGCCACGGCGUGGCCCCUCCAUCCCCCCCCUGUAAUUUGCACUAAUAUUUCAGGAUUUUGCAGAAAACCACGAUGUCAAACCUCUCUGGUAGCUGAAAAUGCCAAAAACCACAAAAUCGAAUGGCUGAGGGCCUCGAGCACCUCGAGGGGUCUGGGUGGGGAAAGGGGGAGAGGCAGGAGGAGGCAGAAAUAAAGAGGAUUUUGUUUUCCAAAUCCAUUUUCUAGCCAGGAAAUGCUCCUGGUGAAACCAGGAAAAACCUCUUUCCUCCCAGGCUAAACCAGCAAUACCCAUUUUAUACCUCGAUGUGAAUUAACCUCUGACUUUCCCCCAUUUCCCUAUAAGUUUUUGCAAUGCAUCUUUGUAGAUUUUUUUUAAUUUUUAAAUUUUAAAUUUUAAUUUUAAUUUUAAUUUUAAUGGUACCUUUUCCACCUUUAACUCGCGUUGGGGAAAGUGUUUGUACAGCGAGAGGAGCUUUGGAUGUGUUUGAAGGAUGAUUGUGGCACUGCUGCGUGGAUUAACAAGGAAAUAAAAUAAAUAAAAAUAAAAUAAA
Messenger RNA from Zonotrichia leucophrys gambelii, 3262 nucleotides. RefSeq names its product Ras association domain family member 2 (gene RASSF2). Gene Ontology annotation, biological process: positive regulation of JNK cascade; regulation of non-canonical NF-kappaB signal transduction; signal transduction. NCBI's taxonomy places the organism in Eukaryota, Metazoa, Chordata, Aves, Passeriformes, Passerellidae. Bases 336 to 1298 code for a protein of 320 amino acids. Gene Ontology annotation, cellular component: nucleus; cytoplasm. The transcript is spliced from 12 exons. The record is from RefSeq and is a predicted model, not a curated record.